AGUCAGGUAGUGCAGGUGCAAGUGUAUGAUUCAGAAUCAGAUCACAUUCUUGGUUAGGUUAGGUUAUAAAGGCCUAUGUAACAGACGUGACGUGAGUCGAGUGUUAUUGCAUCAGCCAUAACAAACCUUUCAAUUGAGUGCCAGUUUUCAUUUUUUGUAUCACCCUUCUGCUAUAAAUCCUUACAAAUUUCAACCAAUGAUGUAACGAGCCUUAUAGCCUACAUGGGAUUUAAAUAAUGUCAUCAAUUUUCUGCCCAACUUGUGCCAAUGUAUUAGCAGUUGAAGAACAUCUGGGUCAUUUAAGAUUUAAAUGUAGAACUUGUCCUUAUAGUUUCAACAUUACUCAACGCAUAAGCCACCGCACCUAUCCCAAGUUAAAGGAAAUCGACGACGUGCUGGGUGGUGCAGCGGCUUGGGAGAACGUAGACUCUACUGAUGAGCGUUGUCCAGUGUGUUGGCAUCCUCGAGCAUACUUCCUGCAGUUGCAAACUCGGUCAGCUGAUGAACCAAUGACUACCUUCUACAAGUGCUGCAGUACCACCUGUGGUCAUCGGUGGAGAGAUUAGG
Macrosteles quadrilineatus (aster leafhopper) is the source of this 567-nucleotide messenger RNA. RefSeq names its product DNA-directed RNA polymerase III subunit RPC10 (gene Polr3K). Gene Ontology annotation, molecular function: nucleic acid binding; zinc ion binding; DNA-directed RNA polymerase activity. Gene Ontology annotation, biological process: termination of RNA polymerase III transcription; DNA-templated transcription. Lineage: Eukaryota; Metazoa; Arthropoda; Insecta; Hemiptera; Cicadellidae. Gene Ontology annotation, cellular component: RNA polymerase III complex. The transcript is spliced from 2 exons. The record is from RefSeq and is a predicted model, not a curated record. The coding region runs from base 237 to 566 and encodes 109 amino acids.